Messenger RNA from Trichogramma pretiosum, 628 nucleotides. Its product is annotated as acylphosphatase-1. Gene Ontology annotation, molecular function: acylphosphatase activity. Bases 66 to 449 code for a protein of 127 amino acids. The transcript is spliced from 4 exons. NCBI's taxonomy places the organism in Eukaryota, Metazoa, Arthropoda, Insecta, Hymenoptera, Trichogrammatidae. The record is from RefSeq and is a predicted model, not a curated record.
UUUGAGCAGACAAUAUACAUGUGUCAGUCUACUGUUUAAAUAGAUCCGUCUUCGUCUAGUGACAAAUGAUCGUCGUAAAUAUACUUCGUAGAUUUGAGGUACACUCAACCCUCCUCGUUGCUUUUCUCUGUCUGCUGCAUCAGUUUGCCGCUCCCGAAGACAUGCCAGUAGGUGUGGAUUUCGAAGUUUACGGCCGAGUUCAAGGUGUCUUUUUCCGCAAGUUUACCCAGUCAAAAGCUAAAGAACUUGGAUUGAGUGGAUGGUGCAUGAAUACCGAUCACAACACAGUUGUGGGAUACGUCGAAGGGGAGAAAGGAAAAGUCGAAGAAAUGAAAAAUUGGCUGAGAACGACUGGUAGUCCGCAGUCAGCCAUCGAUAAAGCUGAAUUUCGCAAUGAGAAGCAGCUGGACAUGCUUACACUUGACAGUUUUACCAUUAAAAAGAAGUAAUCAACGUCCCGUGAGAAAUUGGAGCAAUCCAGCCAAUUAUAUAUUUAUAAAUGUGUCAUUUCGACUCUAAUAUCGAACCCAAAAGCAAUAAUUUAGCCUUUUCGGAUAAACAACUAGAAUGAAUCAGUGUGUUAAGUGAAUGUCAAUCAAAGUGUCAUAGAAAAAUGUGUAAUUUUCAA